Messenger RNA from Chara braunii, 819 nucleotides. The record is from the annotation of a GenBank genome assembly. NCBI's taxonomy places the organism in Eukaryota, Viridiplantae, Streptophyta, Charophyceae, Charales, Characeae.
GAAUGGACGAGGAUGGAACAGACCGAGGGACGUGGGAUCGAAAGGCGAGGCUAUAAUGAUCCUACGGGAGAUAUGGAACGAUCGACGCGAAGAAAGGGAGCGACGACGUGAGGAGGAGGAUCGGAGAAACCGUGAUGAGCAAGCAAGGUUGGCGCGAGAAGAAGACGAGCGACGUGCCGAGGUAGAAGAAAAGAAGGAAGUUGAACGUGAAGCUAGAAUGGCACGACUCGUUAGGGAGCAAAUGGAGGAGAUGGAGGCGAAAAAGAAAGGCGCCUCCGGCGAAUCCAGCAAGAAGGAGUGGGAGAAAGUAGAGAAAGUAGAGAAACCUCCCAAGGAUGGGGAGGGUGGCAAAAAUGGCGAAAGCUUGGACAAUCCGCGUCUCGCUGGGAUGUUCGCAUCAGUGGCUGGGAACGGACCAAGAAGAAGGUCCUCGGGAAUCUCCAUCAAUGAAGGGGCUUCGCAAGACCUGGGAUUUGAUCGUAUCAAUCAGGGCAAAAAGACUGUUGUUGCUGGUCCUGGCAAGGAGGGAUGCAAGAAGUACAUCAAAGACCUGAUUGAAGAGCUCAUGGCGAAGACCAACCAUGAGUUAGAAGAGUUUUGCAAGAAGGACCGAAUCAAGUAUGUGAAUAAGAAGAUCACCACUGCCGCUUUGGCCAAGUUGCGCGCUAUCGACGCGUAUGGCGAAGAUGAUGAUGACGAGGUCUUCGAGGAGAAAUCCCAAGGGGAGAACCCCUCUUGAUGAUCUGGGGACGUUCCUUCCUCCUGGUUUUCCCUGGAACAAGUAAGAGAACGAAGGAGGAAUGAAGGAUGGCAAGGUAA